CUUGAUGGUUACGGCAAAACAUCACCAUCCAUUUGGAUCGGUUGAGUGGAUAUCGUGUGGUUAAAGAGCCGAGCUGUUACAAGCUUCACGACCUGCCAGCGGAGGCUCCUAAUAAACAGAGCACCCACAAUACUUGGCACUACAGUACAACUCUGAUUUAAUGCCUUGCACAGCUGUUCUGCCUGCUGCACCAAAGCCGUGUAUGAUAUGAGCUGGAAUUCCUUUCUUUUUUACGCAACGGGUGCCUUGGCUUGUAUGUCCAGUCACUGCUUACCCCCAGGCUGCUGGCUCCUGCCUAGCUCCCCUUGCGCUUCUGCCUCACCUGAGCCUCAGUGGAGCAGCCAACAUCUACACAUCUUGAAAAGCUGCCAGGCAUUCUGUCUAAUUAUUUCUCUGUCGAGCACACAAUCUGUCGAUGCUUUUCAGGCUUGCUUCUCACAACUAUCUCACUUGAACCAAUUCCAGCCAUGUCCGAACACCCCGCUUCAACACGAAAAAUCAAGACACGCAUCCUCAUCAUAUCCGACACGCACGGAUUCAAGCCCAAACCAAAGCUUGAUUCCGAUCCCACAACCGAAGAUGAGCUCAGCCAGGGCGACAUCAGAUGGGCGCACACCGGAUUUCGAGAACCGCUGCCCGAAGCAGACGUCGUUCUCCACUGCGGCGAUCUGACCAAGCAAUCCAAGGUCUCCGAGUUCAAAAACACAUUCGAUAUGCUGCGCGCAAUCCACGCGCCCCUCAAGCUGGUCAUUGCGGGGAAUCAUGACUUGGCGCUCGAUGAACCCUACUGGUAUCGCGAGUGGUACGGCCCCAAGAAGACGGUAGACCAGGUCCAGGAGAUUGUCAAGGCUGCGGAAGUCGAUGGAGUGCGGUUCUUGAUGGAGGGCGUCCACAAUUUCGCUCUCGACAAUGGAGCCCUGCUAAAGGUCUUCGCGAGCCCAUACACGCCAAUCUAUGGGGGUUGGGCAUUCCAGUACCAGAACUCGCACGACUUCGAUAUCCCCUCGGGCGUGGACGUCGCCAUGACCCACGGUCCACCGCGUGGCAUCCUCGACCUUGCAGGCAUGCCAGGCUCGGGCACCAAGGCCGGCUGUCCCGACCUUCUCGAGGCCAUUUACCGUGCCAAGCCCAAAAUUCACUGCUUCGGCCACAUCCACGAGGCAUGGGGCUCACAACUGAUACGGUGGAAGGAUGGCGACGACGGCCCUACCCGGGUCCAGUCCGUCGUGAGUUCCGAGCAUUCAAAUCAGACGACCAUGGCGGAUAUAAUGCCGGAUCCAUUCACCCAGGAUGAAGAGGCACUGAAGGCAAAGACGAAGGGCCUCAUUGAGAUGAGCCAGCAACGCGGGGCUUAUAUAGACCUUUCAGAAGGCCCGAAUCGUCUCGCGGCGGGUGAGCAGACGUUGUUCGUGAAUGCGGCCAUCAUGAACAUACGAUAUCGGCCGGUCCAGCUGCCAUGGCUGGUUGAUGUGGAGUUGGAGAAGGUCGAAGCGACUUGCUAGGCCUAGACCCUAACAAAGAGGGUGGCAGAUCGAUAGUUAGAUUUAUACAUAAAUAGGGAAACAUGGCUGCAGUCGGUAUCACAGCAUCUCCAGGCUUGUAAUGGGAUUCGAUGGAUGCUUGAUA
Messenger RNA from Ilyonectria robusta, 1626 nucleotides. Its product is annotated as Metallo-dependent phosphatase-like protein. The coding region runs from base 468 to 1502 and encodes 344 amino acids. NCBI's taxonomy places the organism in Eukaryota, Fungi, Ascomycota, Sordariomycetes, Hypocreales, Nectriaceae. The transcript has a single exon. The record is from RefSeq and is a predicted model, not a curated record. Gene Ontology annotation, molecular function: hydrolase activity.